AAAAAUUCAUGAGCGAUAUUGAAAGAAAUAAUGCAAGAAUACAAAGGUCUAUGUCACAGUUGUGUCGUAGCUCUCGUACAAGAUGCACGCGACAGACGAAUAUUAUAACAAGAUCAAUCGAGUAGUUCUUAAGAUACUUGGCUUAUGGCCUUAUGAGCAAUCAUAUUUCGGGCGGAUACAAAAAGUGUUUUUUGUCAGUAUUUUUUCGACAUUUAUUUUUGUCCAGUUACUACUAUUCAUCACAACGCAGUACGAUACGAACCUCCUGCUCAAGAUUCUCUCAUUUGUCUUGCCUGUUCUUUUCUGUUUUAUAAAGUAUUGCAUUUUUAUUAUACGAAGAGACAGUGUGAAGCAAAUGCUGAAGUACAAUCGAGACAACUGGAAAUUGGUUAAAGAUAAACUGGAAAUUGGUAUUAUAGAGAAAUACUCUUAUAUCGCGAGACUUCUCUCAAUAAUUUUGAUGGGCUUGUGCUGUUUUGCAAUAAUCACGUUCACAAUACUACAAUUUCUACCGCUAAUUUUUGAUAUUAUAUUACCAUUGAAUGAAUCACGUUCCUGUCGACUUAUCUUUAUCACGGAAUAUUUCGUCAACCAAGAGAAAUAUAUAUACGCUAUAUUUUUACACCAUAUACUAGCCAUAUCCGUAGCAAUAAUCGCAUUUUGUAACGUCAGUUCAACAUUCUUGAUGUAUGUCCUUCACACAUGUGCGCUGCUUAAUAUCGCAAGUUAUCGUAUAGAGAACGCGAUAGAGUGGAAUAUGUUAGCGAUCUCCAGCCCUGCAAGAGAGUAUCUCCUUUACCGGAGGAUUGUACAUGCGGUUACUAUUCAUCGAAGGGCCAUCGAGUUUAUUAAUUUUAUCACAUCUGAAUUUACGGUAUUAUUUGCUAUUCUGAUCGUAAUUGGCGUCAGCUCUUUAAGUUUAAAUCUUUUACAAUUUCUUCAAUUGAUAACAUUAACGAAUAAUAUCACAGAGAUAGUGGUAUUUGCUUUCAUGAUUUGUCUUCAUUUGGUUUAUAUGUUCAUCGCUAAUUACGCGGGACAAAAAAUAACAGAUCAUGGAAUAAAGUUGUUCCAUGCAAUUUAUAAUGGAAAAUGGUAUAUGACACCAUUGCAUACGCAGAAAAUGUUAUUAUUUAUAAUGCAAAAAGGAACGAUAUAUGUCAAUAUAGGUAUAUUUACUGCUUCCUUGGAAGGUUUUGCUACGCUCGUGAAUGCGGCAAUAUCCUACUUCACAGUGAUUCAUUCUACGCGACAAUAACGAACUAGGAAGAAUAAUUAAAUUAACAUAAAAGUGCG
Messenger RNA from Formica exsecta, 1296 nucleotides. RefSeq lists its product as uncharacterized. The record is from RefSeq and is a predicted model, not a curated record. The transcript has 9 exons. Lineage: Eukaryota; Metazoa; Arthropoda; Insecta; Hymenoptera; Formicidae. Gene Ontology annotation, biological process: sensory perception of smell; detection of chemical stimulus involved in sensory perception of smell. Gene Ontology annotation, cellular component: plasma membrane. Bases 83 to 1258 code for a protein of 391 amino acids. Gene Ontology annotation, molecular function: olfactory receptor activity; odorant binding.